Molecule: messenger RNA, 8993 nt
Organism: Sander lucioperca (pikeperch)
Lineage: Eukaryota; Metazoa; Chordata; Actinopteri; Perciformes; Percidae
Gene: syne3
Product: spectrin repeat containing, nuclear envelope family member 3
Exons: 19
Coding region: 492-3833 (1113 amino acids)
Biological process (GO): nuclear migration
Cellular component (GO): meiotic nuclear membrane microtubule tethering complex; nuclear outer membrane; cytoplasm
Molecular function (GO): actin filament binding
Source: RefSeq, a predicted model, not a curated record
GACAGUAUGCCUAGCUACCUCAACCUACAAACGUGGGAACUCCCUGGAGCAGUUCGUGCUUAACGUAAUGUUACGCCGGGUUAACUUUAACGUUACUGCACUUAAAUGAGCUGCGGAGGUUGGUUUGUUGUCGGGGAUAUUGGCGGUACAACGUUGAAUCUUCACCUCCAAGUUAGCAUAGCAUAUAGGUCAUUAAUAUCAGGCUGAAGUAUUAACUAGGCUGUGUAACGUUAAAUAUAGCCUACAUAAGCGUCCUUGAAUUAAAAACGAGCACGGUAACCGCAGUUAGUAUGACAAGCAAAUAGUGAAUGUUACCGCCGUGAGUGGCACAUGUGAGAGAACUGGAUUAAGGUUAGUGUUAAUGCGAGUUUACUGCACGAGCUGUCAAAGUAAGGGAGGAGGGGCUUCAAUGUAUCUAAACAGACUGCAGCGGGCGGGCGGCGGCUACAAUUGAACCCAAAAGUUACUUUACUCAUGGUGCGGGACUGGUCAUGACGCAGCAGGAGCAGCAGGAGUUCAUGGAGAGCCUGGAGGCAGCCCUCUCCUGGAUGCGGGCCGUCCAGGAGAGGCUGAAGGCCAACGACAACACCCAGGGGCCCCGUGAUGCCCUGGAGGGACGUCUCAAAGAGACAGAGAAAAUCCAUCAGUCGGAGCACGAGGGUCGUGUGAAGAUGGACAUGGCGCUGGUGGCAGCUGAGAACCUUUUGCAGAGCGGAGACGAAGAGCUGAGGAACCACACCCACGCCAAGCUCAAAGACCUGAAAAGCCUGUGGGAGGAGACCUGCACCUAUAUCAUCCACUGUCACAGUCGCAUCGAGUGGGUGUGGCUCCACUGGGGCGAGUACCUGAAGGCGUGCGAGGAGUUUGAGCUGUGGCUGACGCGGCAGCAGCGCGGCCUGGAUGUCGGGGUGGAGCUGCAGCUGGGGGUGAAGGAGAAGCUCUGGCAGGUGGACCAGCAGAGGGUGGUGGUGAGCGACAUCCACGGCCAGGCGGCGCUGCUGGAGAGGCUGCUGGACGAGGCGGCCGCGCUCCACAACCGAACCCAGGACCCCAGCGUGGAGCCCCAGGCCCAGGAGAGGCUGCAGGAGGCCUACAACGACGUCCGAGACAGAGCAGAGGAGCGUCUGUCACUGCUUCAGAAGAUGGCGGAGGAGCACCAGACGUACCAAGGCUGCGUUCAGAGGUUCCAGUCCUGGCUGCUGUCAAAGACCAAGGAGCUAACUGAUCUGAUGGAGAGGGAGGAUACAGCCGAGAACAAGCUCAAAGCCUUACAAGUUCUGGACGACAGCGUGGCCGGCGAGGAGAAGACCCUGCAGCAUAUCGAGGGGGUGGCGGAGGCGGUGCGGGGCAACACCUCUCCCUCCGGGGCGGAGGUGGUGGUGGAGGAGGCCGAGGAGCUGAGGCUGGGCUGGCACAGGCUGAGGCAGGGCCUGUGUGAGACGGAGGAGGGCCUGCGCUCCAACCUGGACUCCCACAGUCAGUACAUGGCCAGAUGCCUGCGGCUGGGAGAAGACAUCGGCCACCUCAGGGUGCUGCUGCAGGGGCUGGAUCAGGAACUGGAGGAGGGCCGCGAGGCCAGGGACCGCACCGAGCGCACCGAGGAGCAGAUGGUGGGCCAGUGGAGGAAAUACACCGGUGUGAGGAAUACUCUGGCAGGGGAAGAGUCGCAAGUGGAACUACUCAAGGCUCAGCUCAAGGAGCUCUUCAGGUUCUCGGAGGACUCGCGCCACCUUUCAGAUGAUGUCCUGGCUGUUGUCAAAGAACAUCAGAGUGUGAAAUGCAGAGUGACGAGGCUGUGUUCAGAGUCCGAGUCGGGGCUGAGAAACAUUCUCCAGGAUCCACUGCUGGUCUACUCACAGUGGAGCCAUAUGGUCUCUCAGGUUCUGGAGGCUUCUGCUGAGGUUACUGACUUCUCCCAUAUCGCCAUGUUGGUCCAGACUAUGGAGCGUCUGCUGAAGGACAGUGUCCAGCUGCAGGAGCGUUUCAGUCUGCUGCAGGUGAAGGGGGACCUGCUGGACUCGGUCUUCGGUCCCGAGAGGUCUGACGGCUUGCAGGGCGAGCUGAGUUCUGCCGUCAGGAACCGAGAGCUGCUGCACACUCAACUGCUGCAGAGGAAGAGCAGGCUACAGGGCUUAAUCUCAAGAACCAAGGACUUUGGUGACGCCGCAGAGUUGAUUCGCUCGCGGCUGGCCAGCCACCGGGACCAACUGGUGGCAGCUGACGGCCUCCAGCCUGACAUCCUGGCUAAGAAAAGCCAGUCCGACCAGUUCAGGGUGAUCCAGAAGGACCUGGAGGACUGUGAAGCCCACAUCGCAGCGUUGGAGACGCUGGUCUCGUCCAGUCAGAGCAACAGGACUCAGUUUGAGAGGCUCCAUGCUGACUGGAAGCAUUUGCACAAGGCAGCCAGGGUGAAGCUGCGUGAGAGUGAGGAGAGCAUCGCAGACCACGAGAGCUUUCACGACAGCCUGCUGAACAUAGAGAAGUGGCUGAUGAUCAUGAAGCAGAAGCUGGAGUCUUUCCACAGCCCCUCGGGAGAGUGGAGCACUGAGGGCCGCCAGCACGAAGCUGAGAGAGCACUGGGAGAGUUUCCAGAGAAGGAGCUUCAGCUGCAGCAGAUGGAGGUCCAGGGUCAGGGGGUUUUGGAGAGGACUUCAGAAGAGGGACGGGUCCACAUUCUGCGAGACAUAAAGCGCCUACGCGAGUCCUGGUUGGCCCUGUACAAUAUGAGUCUCAAUCUUCACAGACUGCUGAACAGCUCCACAGAGCAGACAGAGACUGACUUUUGGAGCGUUGGAGGCCUGUCUGUAGAUGGCCCAUCCCUAACAGCAAAGUUUAGUCUGGGGGAGGGAGACAGUCUGCUCAGGACAGGAGGCUCCAGGAGCCAGAGAGGCCAACAACAAGACAAGCCAGCUGAGCUGUAUGAAGACUUGGCUGGCUCUGCACCUGGAAGAGGAGGAAGCCUGGAGGGACAGGCAGCAGAGGGGGUGAUGACAGGGCAGGGCAGUUUGACCCAGGGCCAUGGUGAAGGUCUCCUCAUUCUGGCUGGACAAGACCAUAAACAACUCAGUCCAUCCAGGACAGGCAAGCACAGUGGACGCUCCUUUAAAGGAGACCAAGUAGAUUCCUCUGCCUGGGGCAUUUUCAGCAGAGCGAGUCAGAAAGGUUCCAAAGACUCCGUCGCUGAUGGAAGCUCCAACAGUGAUGAAUCAACAGGGGGCAGCAGCAGCAUCUUGGCCGUAGACAGAGGGGGAACAGCUUUAAGCACAAAGGAGAGCAUAGGACGGUACAAAUCCAAGAAGAGGGGGUUUGAGGCCUGGCUGUCCAAACAGAAUGAACUCCUCUCAGGGAUCCUCUGCACCAAGGGAGCAACACCCGGCGCCAAAGAACUCAAGAUCCGACAGGACACACUCAAGGCUCUGAAGGCAGGUGUGGCCGGGGGUCAGGAGCAGUUCCAGCUGUUGCUCCAGGAGAGUCCGGGCAGUGAGGCUGGUUCUGGACCGGCAGAGGACGUGGGUCUGGAGGAACUUCGCUACCGCUGGAUGCUCUACAAGUCCAAACUGAAGGAUGUGGGAGAGGUCAGGGCCAGGACCGGCGGCAAGAGAGUCCAAGCCGAACAAGAGGAGCCGCCCGUCGCUGCAAAGGUGCAAAAGAAGCCCGGCUUGUUGCAGCGGGUGUGUCGGCUGGCACUGCUUCUGUGGCUCCUGCUCCUGGCUCUGCUGCUCCUGGCCUUCCUGCUGCCCCUCAUGGACCACGGCAACAGCUGCUCCCUCUCCAACAACUUCGCCCGAUCCUUCAACAUCAUGCUCCGUUACGACGGACCACCGCCCACUUAGGAUAACCUCCUUGGAUAGAGUAAUAUCUUAUCUCGCUCUCUACAGAAACGUGCGAUGCUUUAAUAGACCAUGGCUUAUGUAGGAAAUGUUAACCACUGUUCUUUGAUCACAAACCUUCAGUCCAAUCCAAAGGAUUUGCAACAAAACUUUUACUCAUUUUUAAAAAAGGACUCCUUUAAUAUCAUCUCUGCUAGGAUGGACCACGGUCUGUGAAGGAACACAAAACCUAGAAAAGCGUGCAAACAACCGUUUUACACAUUCUAGACUAAAUGUCAGCUCUGCUGAGCCUCACAUCCUUUGCUUCUUUAUAGUUUAAAAAUCGUGAUCUGUUAACAUUUAAAGUAUCUAUCACGAAGAGUAUACAAAGGUCCAAUAGGACUACAAAUCAAAUGAAUUGAAUUCUAAGAAUUUCUUUCUUAGUACUAUAACCAGCCCGCAGAAGCUGCAACAUCUGUUAACCAAAGUCAUAUUUUGUCAUCUUUCAUUGGCAUGCCUUCCCAAUAUGGUAGUUUAUCUAAUGGAGACAAAAUGAUGUUCCUCGUUCCUUUAAUAACUUUGUUUUAAUAAUAUCUAAUAUAACCCGUUAUCAGGGCUUGCUAAAAGUCACUUUACAGCAGCCUAUUGCUGCCAUCAUGACAAAAAAAAGAGAAACUGUUCAUGUCUACAUAUAUUUUUCUUGGUAUUACUACUUAACCAACGUAUCUAUGUUGGCUAUAACAACAUUAUAUCAUUGAAACUUUCUUGUUAUUACACAAAAACAACAAAUCUCAUUAAACAAUAAAUGCUUCUCAUCAUACUAGAAACAUAAAAAUCAUAGUUUUCAUGCAAAUAAGCGGUAGUCGAUUAAAUUCCUACUAUUGUCAUGGUAUAAGCAACCCUGUGGAAACUUGAUUACUCACGUUACGUCUAGGAUUAUACCGGAGCUUGCUUUUACUCGUUCAUUUAAAAACAAGAAAAGCUAACCAUUUAGCCGCCUGACUGCAGUUUCGAGGCCUACCUGGCACCCAUUGUCUCGGCGUGUCCUCAGCUUCGACGCUGGCCGGCCCACUCCUCUCCACUCAGUCAGUCGGUGCAGCGGCAAACAGCGUUGACACUCAGUUGACAGUUCACUUGUUAGACAUUCACAACGAGGACGUAACAUUAACACAAACUCCGUGGGGAAACGUCACGACGACAACAUGUGUCGUGUUCUCUCAUGUCUGCUUCACUUCCACUUUUCAGCCCUGUGACGCAUAUAAGCCACACCCACCCCAGCCUGGCGGCCAAUAGGAACCAACAGGUGGAUUAUGAGGUGAAACUAUACACAGGUGAGAGAUGCUCAGCCAAAGUCAAUCGGUCCGUAUAAUGUGGAACAUGUACCAGGAGAUCCAAACCAAAGACUACAGCAACAGACCUGGACAUGACACUGUUGACAUAUAUCUCUAAUUCCACCCUGCAGCGGUACCAACAUACACUCCCUGAGGUAAAGCAAUGCUUCAGCCAGUGCUGUGCUAAUGAUAUGUAGCAAUGUUAAAUAACUAGUUUGCAAAGAAUUACAAAGUGCAGCUUUAUAUUUGAAAUGGUUAUGUUUAAUCUUUUUUUUUUUUAAACUAUUUUAAGGUAAAAAAAAAAAAAAAAUGACGUGUGUUCCUAGUAUUAUGAAAUCAACCAGGGCUGUCACUGUGUGUUCAUACUGGGAGCAGCUUGGCUAAUGCUAACCCUUGUGUUGUGACUGUGAGAGAAAAGUGAGGAAGACCGGACACCUUCAUGACGAUGUAUCAUCUCCAUAGCAACCACUCUUUGUACUUCUGUCUAACUUCCGACUUUCAGGCUUUUUUGUAGCUGGAUCUAUCAUGUGUUGCGUCUAAAUAUGAAGGUGGAUAACGCUAGUGAUAGUGAGAUGCUUGCUACAGCUGCAUUUCUAGUGAGGAAACGGCAAAAACAUGUUAUUUCUCUGAUUCACGGGUUUGUUCUAACGCCGCUCGCUCUCUUCAGUCACUGUAGCUCGCUCCACCACAUACGGUGCUCGCGGAUGGUCGUUGAGCCUCUGUGUAAAACUCUGCUUUUCCAACCAGCUGACAGUUUGUAACAUUGAACUAAAAUGGAUCAUGGAUCAAUUUAUUUCUAUAGUUUGUAGCUGUCUUGACCAGAUGACUUCGCUAUUGGCUGUUGAAACAGGUGACGCUCCUUUUGUUCUGAAACCAGCCUCUGGAGACUCGACCAGUCCACCAUCAGCUGGCUUGAGUCGAGGGCCAAAGUCCUGAGCUCAUCUGAUUGGGGGUUUCUUUAGAGUCUGGCUGAAAAAGUGAAACGUGAACAGUUUUUGAUCAGGUUGCUCACGGUGUAGACACACACGUGGUCCACUCAUUCAGAAACAAUUUAGUUGAAGUGGUACACAUGAAGAUUCAUAAGCACAUGAUACAAUAUUUACUCUUACAAUGUUGGAUCAUGUACACCUCAUCCAGUGCUCUGAAUUCUAGUUAAGAAGGACGUUUCGAUAUUAGUUUAGCAUUUGCAGAAUGUACUUUAAAGAACCAAAAAUUCUCCUUAGGUUGAUUCUGUCAGUAGAAUAUUUAUUUUUUUAAGAUUAUUUUUGGGGCAUUUUAGGGCUUUAUUAUAUAGGACAGCUGAAGUUGUGAAAGGGGAGAGAGGAGGGGAAUGACAUGCAGCAAAGGGCCGCAGGUCGGAGUCGAAGCUGCGGCCGCUGCGACAAGGACUGAGCUUUAGUACAGGGGGCACACGCUCUACUAGGUGAGCUAUCCAGGUGCCCCUGUCAGUAGAAUAUUUGACAGUACAUACUCAAAGGUCUUUUGUGUUCUUGCAUGUAAGUUUAAGAUUUUCAAUCUUUUAUUUUUAUCCAGUUGGCACGGAUUUCCUGACCGCUAAUCUGCCACUGUUGAUGCAGGAAUAAGGAGGUGUCCAUGAUUUUGUUUUUCUUUUCUUUUUUUAACUGUACAAGCAUGUCAUGAGAUCUGUUCAACUGCUGUUCUCUUCUGAAGGUGCUACUUUAGCUUGAACAACGCGAUCAGUGUUUUUCACAGCCUAAACCACCAGUGAAAACAAUUAGAAAGCCCUUGACAUUCUCUCGGAGCACAGUGUACUCCUGAUGCCAAUGCCCGAGCUGUAAAACUUAGCAACUUAGAACCCAAAAUAAUCACUCUCUCUUUCCACUCCACACACACACCCCUAAAUAUACACCCAAACACCUCCACACACACACAGCUACUUUCCCUUUUUUUGGCUGUUUGUGUGUGAUUGAUUUAGCAUGUUGCUGUGGCAACAGUGGCCAAAUCAAGUGAAUGUGUAAUUUCACAAGUACUCCGGUGUAAGAGCCAUGUUGUAUUGUUUACAGUUUUAGUAUUUUUUAGCUGCCAUACUUGUUAUUUAAUGUUGAAUUCAGCUUUUGCUUGGGCAUGAAAGUGCACAAAGAUGUUACAUUUUAAUUUCAUUAAAUCACAAUUCUGGUUCAGGCAGACAUGAAAGUAUAACUCGAACACGAUAUUUUAACUGCCCUCAAUGGCACAAAUCAGAGUGAGGGCACAGUUCUUUCCCACAGAAAAGAACGCUGUGCUCACGUUAUGGCAGAAAGCAAAGUUUAGCUUUUAAUGGGCGAUACUGUCUAUCAUCCUUUAGAUUAAGCUGUUAGGUAUGGAACAACGUUCCCUUUAAAUGAUGUUUGCCUCAGUCUCUAGCGCUGCCCUAACGUACUUUUAAGCUUCCUUUUAAAUCCUACUGAUACUUGGCAGCAUGACCCGGCCUUACAUUGUAUCUGCUUAGGCUAAACUACAAUGUCUCUCAGUAACUUAUGUUUCGUUGAGUUGGGACCAUGACACAAGUUAUUAUAGGUAUUAGUAGUGUACAAGUUUUAAAACGGUUCAAAUAUGUCUUUUGUUCACACUUUUGGUAACGUUCACAUUCACAAGUUUUCUAUAGGUGUUUGCAAUCAUAAGUUCUCCAGGUGUUUAGAACAGACUGUCAGUUAUAAAACGUACACGCAGGGGCGGAGCCAGACGUAAUCAUUCAGGGCUCAGCCUAAAGAUAGGGGGCAUGCUUCAUUUAUGGCAGCUAUAUGCACUAUUUUUUUUUUAAGACAUUUGACAAUAAAAUAGCUAAAAACCUGUACAUCAUUUGGAAAAAAACAUCUUGUAGAGCUUACAUUCUCUUUUGUAUCUAACUGUUCUCCUGUCUUCAUCGUUCUGGAACCAGAACACCACAAAUGUUGAGGUUGAAUUAUUUUCACUCCUGCCGCCUAACGAGAGGCAAAAAUUGUCUGAUGUGAAUUUCUUUUUAAAUUACAUAACAUAGGUAGGGUAGGAAUUUGGUGUGAACAGCAUUACUAAUCUUCAAAUGAAGGCGAUACUUCCCCAAUAAUAUAACUUUAACUCCAUAGAUUUGCUGGGCCUGUCGGAGUGACUGAGGGGGAAAUGACACAAAGUUGAAGUUAUUUUAAAAACCUAAAAGAUUAGAGGCUUUUGAGAAAACAUUGGGGGCUGGAGCCCCAGAAGCCAGCCCCUUUGCUCCGCCCCUGCUUGCAAGUAGCUGAAAAGUUGCAUCACAUAUUAAUGCAGACAUACAAUUACCAUGGCCUUAAAGCUUUGUGUGUACCCUCCAGUUAAUCAGCUGUACUCAGUGCCAUAACUUUCUGUAUUUAUUCAGUAUGUAGCUUUAUAAAGCACUCUCAUGUACUAUAUAACAGUUAAUAACUAAGUUAGGUAUAAGGUUUUGUCGUGUGUUAAUGCUGCAUUGUAAACUGAAUCAAUGAUCACUGCUGCUUAUUGCGAAGCCCUUCUGUCUGUUAUGCAUGUCGCUUCGAAGCCUAUGCAAUGCCUGGCUCAAAUCCUACAUUGUGUCCAUUGAUACCUUAUGCAACAUAUGAAACGACUUGAAUCUCCUGAGCACAACUGGUCCUUUACACAUACUGUGCAUGUGUGGCAAACAUACAGCAGAAAAGCUGCCAGAAUAGUUUGAGUACACUUGUUAUGCAAAAAAAAUGUCCUAAAUGCCAGUGUCUGCUCUCAGAUCGAGGUAUUCAUUAUGAAAAUAUGCAGGUCAUGAUUGACAAAUGAGAGCUUUUUUAAGUCUAUUUAAUAAGAAGAACAAAAGCUCAUAUUAUUCAAGAGUGCUCGUAUUUAACCAAUGUUUUUUUUUUAUUCUGAUGAAAUAAAAAUGCAGUUUGAAUAU